Molecule: messenger RNA, 1713 nt
Organism: Microplitis mediator
Lineage: Eukaryota; Metazoa; Arthropoda; Insecta; Hymenoptera; Braconidae
Product: E3 ubiquitin-protein ligase RNF14-like
Exons: 5
Coding region: 182-1708 (508 amino acids)
Biological process (GO): ubiquitin-dependent protein catabolic process; protein polyubiquitination; positive regulation of proteasomal ubiquitin-dependent protein catabolic process
Cellular component (GO): ubiquitin ligase complex; cytoplasm
Molecular function (GO): ubiquitin protein ligase activity; ubiquitin conjugating enzyme binding; zinc ion binding
Source: RefSeq, a predicted model, not a curated record
CUCGUUCUCAAUAAGAUUCAUGUUGACGUAGUCGCGAUUUCUUCGAUAGAUACAGAGACUAGUUUUAUAAAGUAACCAACAUAACGCCUAAUUUUUUACGCUUCAAUUUUUAAUUACAAAAAAAAUAUUAGCUCAAUUUAUUUAAGUAGCUGUUGGUUCAUCAAAUAAUUAUUUCGUAGAAAUGGCUAGUGAACAGCAGAAAGAUGAAAUUAUAGCACUGGAGAGUAUUUACACGAGCGAAGAAUUUUCUUACAAUCUAAACAAUGAUCAGUACCAGUGUUCAUUGAAAAUCUUCAUCAGCUUACCAGAAGGUUUUUAUUUGCUGUACAAAGACGAGCGUAACAAAGAGGAAGUCGAAGAAAAAGUAUCAAUCAGUCAUUUACCGCCACUUAAAUUGUACAUGACAUUACCCAAAGAUUACCCUGAAAAAUCACCACCGGAAUUCACUUUGUACUGCUCCUGGAUGACUCCGUACAAUCUUAUAAAACUCUGCAGGAAACUCGACAAGCUCUGGAUUGAAAACAAACCGCAGGAAAUUAUUUUCACCUGGGGUGAAUUUCUGCAGAACGAAACUCUUGAAUUUUUAAAAAUUAAAAACAACUUAAAUUUAAUUAAACAGUACACGUUUUAUAAGAAAACAAUCGAUCUUGUGCAGGAAAAAAAAACACGAGUCAAAAAAACAAAUCGGUUUGACAACAGAAACUUUCCCAAAGCAAAUGUGAGCAAACGCAGCCGGGAUAGGAAAAAUAAUUUGAGACUUGACAGACGUGGAGUCGUCGACCGCGGUCCUGAGCAGAAUGUAAUCGAGAUGCUGGUGAAUUACAACGAAGAGCGGACCUCCAUCGAGUUUAAAAAAAAUUUUUACACCUGCAAAGUUUGCUUUAUGGACAGAUCUGGGGAGUCUUGCACACAAUUCAAACCCUGUCUUCAUAUAUUUUGCAAGGAUUGCAUCACUGGAUACUUGCAAGUGAGGAUCAAAGAGGGUGCUGUCCAAAACAUAAAUUGUCCUGAGGAAAAGUGCACUUCCGAGGCAUCACCAGCGCAGAUCAAAGAACUCGUCAGUCCGGAAUUGUUUUUGAAGUAUGACUCGACGUUACUGAGCGCUACUUUGGACACCAUGCUUGACAUUGUUUACUGUCCUCGUCGACAUUGUCAGUAUCCUGUCAGUAAAGAGCCCAAUGAAAAAAUGGCGAGCUGCCCUGCUUGCAAUUACGUUUUUUGUAUUUAUUGCAAAAUGGUUUACCAUGGGAUUGAACCUUGCAAAGUGUCUUGUGCGGAGAAGCAAAAACUGGUUUCUGAUUACCAAAAUGCAACAGAAUUAUCUAAGCAACAAUUAGAAAAUCGUUAUGGUAAAAAACAAUUACAAAUGCUUGUUGAAAAUACAAUGUCAGAAAAUUGGAUUAAUUCAAAUAGCCGUAAUUGCCCUCAUUGUAAUACAGCUAUUGAGAAAUCUGACGGAUGUAAUAAGAUGACAUGCGGUCGUUGCAAUACUUAUUUCUGCUGGGUAUGUGGUACUCGAUUAAACCCAAGUAUGCCUUACUUCCAUUAUCAGGAUCCUCAGUCAAAGUGUUACAAAUUACUCUACCAAGGAAUGGUCGUAGACGAUGAAGAUGACGAUGAAAUAGACUUUCCUGCAGUUUAUCUCGACUACGAUUCAGACGAUGACGAUCUUUCUGACGAAGAUUUUGUCAUCGAUUACGAUAUUUAAUUAAC